ACAAGCCACCGUCCACGAGAAACCCUUGUUGGAACGAACGAAACCCUCUAGAUUUCCACCGGACAAGCCAACCGCUCACCAGCUUCAGGUCGGCAGUCCUCAGACCAUGGCGUAGGAGAUAUCGUGGUUGCACUAACGGUGCGCUGAGCCCUGCAUCGCUCACCUCGUCGCAUGGUUCGCCAUGGCGGACGUCGCCACGUGCGCAGCUCCGAUAGUUCACAACCCCUUGCACCAGCACAGCCAGGAGCAUCUAUCUCAGCAGCAGGGUGCAGCGGCGCUCGCGGAUCCCCGCAGAGGUCCCUUGACCCGCCGCCUGCUGGGCCUGGCGAUGCCUCUCCGCGCGGCCGCUAAGCGCGCCAUGCCGCCCGCCGACUCGACCAGGCGUCGCUGGGUCGUGGAAGUGCCUCUGUCCGCCGCUCUCCUCGUCGCAGCCCGCGAGUCGUCGGUGGCACUGGGUCGGUGCGUGGAGGACGCGUGGGCGGUCGUGCAGCGCGCCGUUGCUGACGUGGCCCGGCAGCAGGCCGCGUCGCAGGUGGUGCUGGUGCUGGUGGCCGUGGUGCCCUCGUCGGCCGCGGCUGCCCUCGGCGAGGGGAAGGCGGGGGAGGGCGAUGGGGGGGAGGGCGUGGAGGCGUGGGUGGUGCAGUGCAUGCUGCGACCGCUGGUGCAGCGAGCCACGCUCGCCAAGGUGCGGGCCAGCUUCCACGUGCAAAGAGCCGCGCUGGAAGGCGGAGCCGUCAGUUCACGGCCGCCACGUCAGCAGCAGCGUGUGCACGCCGUGUGUGCCGCUGCGCGCCACUUCGACGCCGCGCGCGUGUACCUGCCGUCCAACCUCUUCACCGCAUCCCACGCCACCGAAUCCGCCGCUGAAUCCGCAGAUUUCCAAUCGUCAUCUGAAGCAGAGUCGCCCCGCGCAGCCCUCGAGGUCCCCCCCUCGCCGGCGCUGAUCCGCGCGCUGCUUCCCGCGCAGUGCGCGCUCAUCAUGACCGCCACCGCGCGCCAUCAGCCCGGGGCAGCGGGAGGGGCAAUGGAUGUAGCGAGGAAUAGCCCGGAGGUCAGCAGCAGGGGGGCAGUCGGUGAUGGGGGAGGCAGGGGGGAGGGAGGUGGGGGCGGAGCAGCAAGCUCCCGCCAUGGCAGAGGCGGGCGGGACGGGGCGAUGGCGGUGGUAGCAGAUCUGUUCCCGUCGCUCGCUCGCACCACGGCAGGUGGUGGCGCUGGUGCUGCUGGUGCUGCUGCACCGGCGGCGUUGGCCGUGGAGAAUCGGGGGGUUCACGAGGAACGACUCGGAGCCCUUCGGCCCCCUGUGAUCGCAGCAGCGCGCCGACAGCAGCCGGCCGCAGAGGGGCAGGGGACGAGGCAGGGGCAGGCGGACGGGGUGGGCAGAGCAGCGGGGUCAGCGGGGGAGAUGGUUCUCGGGGAGCACAUGCGCAGGGCGCAGAACGUCGGGGGUGUGGUGGUGAGAGGCGGGGGCGGUGACAGGGUGGCGGCGGGGCCAGGUGGUGGCAGAGUGGCAGAGGCGGAGUGUGCGGGCGCGCAGUUGCAGUGGCACUCGCGUGACCCCGCCCUGCUGUUGCAGCGCGGGGGGGACAGAGCGGCGCACGACGGCAGCACUGCUCCUGGCCCUGUGCGGGAGCGGCUUGCGCACGGCCACGCGUGUGCGGACAGACGUUUCUCCGCCGUUGGCACGAGGAGCGGCCCGCUACCUGCCGUGCGCGCAUUAGAGAGUGGUGAUGGCGCCGGUGCGGGGCAGGUGCGGAGAUUAGGGGAAGCGGGGGGAUGGAGUUUCGGGGGAGGCGCUGGGGAGCAUUACGGGUCGGACAGGGGAGUGCGCCAGGCAGGCAGCGGGGGGCCGUCGACGGGGAGGCUGCCGGUGGCGGGUAGGCAGCUGCUGAGCGCCACGGCACACGGACGGCCGCAGCAGGGAGGGCAGCAGCUGCAGCACGGCGGGCAGCAGCGGCAGGAGCAAGGGGAGCGUGAGCGGUGGCAAGGCAUGUUGGCGGAAGUGGGCGGAGGGGCGUGGGCGGAAGCGGCGGAGGUGGGCUCGCAUCCGACGGGGUGGCUUCUUGGGGACGCGGCGGGUGUGCCCCCGUCCGUUCCGUCACGCGCACCGCUCUCGCCGAGCCCCGGCCACGCCAUGUCGUCGUCCCCCGCCAACGCCACUCCCCCCUGCCACUCCGCCUUCGUGCCCGCGAGCCACACCAUGCCGCUAGGCCAGCCCGUGCCCCCCGCCCGCACCAUCCCCUCCUCGCUCACCGCUCCCCCCGGUGCCCCCAUGCCCGCCCCCUGUGCUGCAGCCGCGCCCGCCGCCCCUUCGCAUGCCCCGCAGCGUGCACCGGUGCCGGGCUAUGGCGGCAGCAAUGCCGGGGAUGCCGGGGAGAGCUCGUCUGCGAAGCCGACGGCAGGAUCAUCAAGCGCUCGUUCCGCCGCGCCUUCUCCUGCCUCCUCACCGUCGCCCCUCACGCCUCCCCGCUCCCCCUGGUAUCUUCCCCGCGCUCCCCGCCUCCCCGCCGCCACGCCUCUCCCCGCCGCGCCUCCCCCGGCGGUCCAGGAGCGCCCCAAGGGCCGCCUGUUCCAGCGCCGGCAGCUCAAGCGCGCCGGCAGCGAGGGCUUCGCGCUCGAAGCCGCCGCUUCCGCUUCCCUGUCCGCCGCCUCCCCCGCCGCUCCCCCUUCCGCGCACAUCCCCCCCAUGCUCCCUGUCUCCCCCCCUCCUACCCACCACUUCUCCGCCUCAUACUCCGCUGCCGCCUCCCCAAUGCAUGCGCCACUCUCCCCGUGCCCCUCCGCGCCCGUGGGCGCGGCAGCUGGUGCGCUCAUAUGGGGCGGGGGAGUGUUUCCCCAUGGAGAGUGGGGCGGAGGAGGCGUGGCGGGGGUGACCGGCGGAGGGGGAAGCGGGGAGCGGGGGAAGGAGGAGCGGGAGAUGGCGGGGCGGCAGCUGGUAGUGCAGGCGCGGCAGGUGGGGCGGGGGCAGGGGGCAGCCGAGGGGCCAGCGGAGGAGGAGGAGAGGGAGGAGGGGGGGGCGGGGAAAGGGGCGGCGUGCGAGAGCGAGGUUGACGGCGAGCGCGCACGGGAGGCGGUGGCAGCGACGGCGGCGCGGCGGUGGCUGAUGGACGAGCUGGCGGCGCUGGGGGUGGACAGCGGGGAGGAGAGCGGGGCGGGGGAGGGGGAGGGCGGAAGGGAGAAGGGCGGGGGGAGGUGUGAGCGCGAGGGGGGCGCGCGAGUGAGCGGCAUGGAGAGACGCGUGGUCAGCCGACGGUCGCCCUCGCGAGAUGAAUGGUCGAACGAGGGUCACCCCAGUCGUCUAUCGCGCUCGUCGCUCUCCCUGCCGCGCCACUCCAUGCCAGUACCCGCCCAGCCCAACCCCGCACCACCCGCGCCCGCCGUCUCCUCCUUCUCGGGGCCUCUCCGCAUGGGCGCUGCUGCCGCUGCUGCUGCGGGCAGAGAGGGGGAGAUGGGGGAGGGUGGGGAUGGAAGGGGCAGCGAGCAGCAGCAGGCGAGAGCGCAGGUUGGUGGUGGUGGUGCGUCCAGCACACUGCUUCAACGACCGCCCUCCCCCGCGCCCUGGGUCCCCCGCCCCACCCCCUCGGCCCGCCGUAUCUCUCGCACAGGCAGCACCAACUCCUUCGCUGCGCGCCCCCCCCACGCCGCUGCUGGGGGGGCGCGGCCUGGAGAAACCACGGGGGCAAGCAUGGGGGAAAGCGUGGGCGGAGGCAUGGGGGGAAGAAAGGGCUUGAGCAUGAGCGGCAGCUGGAUCAAUCCGACCGUGCGCGCUGGCACAGGGCCGACGAUAGGGGGGAGGGGGGCGGCAGUGGCGGGGAGACAGGGGCAAGCGGGCAUGGAGGGGGUGAGACGGCCGGCAACAGGAGCAGGCAGCACGGGCAGCACGGGCAUCGUGGGCAGCCGCAGCAUGAGCAUGGAGAUGGCUCGGGCGCGGCUGUUGGCGAGCGAUGCGGCACUCACCGACGCCAUCCUCACUGGCGCGCGCAUGCCCGCCGCCGCCUCCCUGCGCUGCCAGCAGCGCGCGCAGCACGGCAGCAGCAUGAAUGGCGGCAGUGCCAUGGUGGGCAGCAGCUUGGGCGGCAGUCACAGCAUCAGCGUGGUGAUCGGGCGGCGCAGCCUCGACGGCGGCGGCAGCAGUGUGGUGCUGAGGAGACAGGGCAGUAUGGCGCUGAAAAGACUGGACAGCGCGGGGCAGGGCGGCACAGGGCAGGGCGGCACGGGGCAGGGCGGCACAGGGCAGGGCGGCACGGGGCAGGGCGGCACGGGGCAGGGCGGCACGCGGCAGGGUGGCACGCAACAGGGCAGUGUGGGGCUGAAGAGGCAGGGCAGCAUGGCGUCACUCAGACAGAGUGGCAGCAGCACGGGCAUGAGACCCGCAAGCAGCAGACACAGCACCAACCCCACCACCCCAACCACCCCCACUGCCCCAACCACCCCCACAAACCCCACCGCCGCCACCACUCCCACUACCCCAACCACCCCCAGCGGGGCCAGCAUGGCGUCAGCAGCAGGCAGCCCCCUCCAGAGCACCAACACCAGCGGCAGCGGCGGCGGCAGGAGCCCGGCGCGCAUGCCAGCGGGGCAGCGGUCGCGCUUUUUCUCGCCGGCGGACCUGGUGCGCGCCACCGACGGCUUCCAUUCGUCGCGACUGCUGGGGUCGGGCGCGUACGGGCCGGUGUUCCGCGGGUCCAUCCACGGCUGUGACGUCGCCGUGAAGCGGCUGAGGGACCGCGAGGGGCGCGGGCGCAGCGAGGGGCGCGAGGCGUUCAAGCGCGAGGUGCAGGUGCUGAGCCGCGUGCGCCACCCCCACGUGGUGCUGCUCAUGGGGUGCUGCCCGCAGGACCUCUCCCUCGUCUACGAGUUCAUGGCGGGGGGCAGCCUGCAGCAGAGGCUGGCGGCGCAGCACAAGAAGGGGGGGCAGGAGCAGGAGAAAGCAGCCAACAGCGGAGGCAAAUCGCCGUCCUACUCCUCCUCGUCCAGCCAGCAUUCCCCUCUCUCUGCCGCUUCCCCCUCCCAUCCCGCCUCCGCCCUGUCCCCCGCGCCCCCCCCUCUCCCCUGGCACCACCGCCUGCGCAUUCUCUCCGAGGUGGCGUCGGCGCUGCUGUACUUGCACCGCUGCUCGCCGCCCAUCGUGCACCGUGACUUAAAGCCUGACAACAUCCUGCUGGACGCGCAUGGCACCAGCAAGAUCGCGGACGUGGGGCUGGCAUGCCUGCUGCCGGACGGCAGCGACGUGGUCACCACGCACCGCAUGCGCGGCACGGUGGGGUUCAUUGACCCCGAGGCCAUUGCAUGUGGCGAGCUCUCCACUGCCUCCGACGUCUACGCGCUGGGCGUCGUGGCGCUCAUGCUGCUCACCGGCGCCUCCUCCCCCAAGCAGGUCCACCGCCUGCUUGCCCUCUGCCCCACCGUCUGCACCCCCGCACCCCCCUGCCCUGCCACUCCCACCGCCAGCGCCCUCCCCUCGGCGCCAACGCGCGACGUCCCCCAGGCGGUAGCCAUUCUCCUGCCGCACCUGGACCCCCUGGCGGGCACGUGGCCCGCUGACGUGGCAGAGCGCGUGGUGGGCGUGCUGGUGCGGUGCGUGGAGCGCGACGCGUGCAUGCGGGCGGACCUGGCGACGGAUGUGGUGCCCGUGCUGACUGAUGCGGCUGCGGCGGGCAAGGAGGACGUGACGCGGCGCAACGAUGCCAUGGAGAGCACGCUCAUGUGCCCGCUGUCCAAGCACCGCAUGCAGGACCCGGUGAUAGCGGCGGACGGCUUCACAUACGAGCGGCGCCACAUCGAGGCGUGGCUUGCCUCCUCGCAGCUGUCGCCCUCCACCGGGCAGCCUCUCGCGCACCCGGGCCUCACGCCCAACCACCUGCUGCGCACCAUCAUCCACGGCUCCAAGGGCUGACCUCGCACUUGGGGGGGCAACCUCCCCGAAUGCACGUUGGGCUCGCUUUGAGUGGAGUCGAAAGCAGGCUCCGAAUGAAGCACCUGCGGCGCGGCAGCACCAAGGGCAGCAAAGGGUGAACUUGACGUCCGCUUGGGGCUAAUGCUGUCAUGCUGUAGCGAAGCAGAGAAAAUGGGUGGAGCUUGGAGUGAAUGGACAUGGAGGGAUGUCCUUUUGUAGUCAAUGGUUUGGGUAAAACGCCUGGUGUUGAAUUCGUGGUUCGCAUGGCAAAGAUGAAAUCGCAUUUAGGGUAGAAUACGCGUUGUGCCAGUGCUUGAAUACUUGGCUGGGGUUGUAAUUAUUAUAUGUGGGCUGUUCUAUGUUUUGUC
Molecule: messenger RNA, 6261 nt
Organism: Closterium sp. NIES-67
Lineage: Eukaryota; Viridiplantae; Streptophyta; Zygnematophyceae; Desmidiales; Closteriaceae
Source: the annotation of a GenBank genome assembly